GGGGAGCGCGGCCGCGGCGGCUCGCGGCUGCCUCUGCGCCCGCCUGGGAGCGAAGGGUGUCCCGGGCUUGCCGCGUUUCUCCGCCCAGCCAGCUUCGGCCUUCUGCCUCUCGCCGCCCGGCGCGUCCCGCGCCUCUCCUGCCGCCUCCGCGCAGCCCUGGCGGUGCGAGGCAUGAAGCUGAGCAAAGCCCAGUACGAUGAGAUAGCCCAGUUCCUGGGGCACGUGCAGCCCACCCGGCAGAGCCUGAGGAAGCUGAAGGAGAAGUUUCCUAGUCAAUCGCAGUCCACUCUGCUGAGCAUCUUCUCCCAGGAGUACCAGAAACAAAUCAAAAGAACACAUGCCAAGCAUCAUACUGCUGAAGCUAUCGAAACUUACUACCAAAGGUACCUGAAUGGGGUGAUGAAAAAUGCAGUUGCCCCAGUAUUACUGGACCUGGCCAAUGAGGUGGACUUUGCCCCAUCAUUGAUGGCUCGUAUUGUGUUGGAAAGAUUUCUACAAGAAAAAGAGCAAGCCAUCCCCUCCAAAACUCUUAUAAAUAGUAUGCUGCGGGACCCUUCUCAGAUUCCAGAUGGAGUGCUAGCAAAUCAAGUCUAUCAGUGUACUGUGAAUGACUGUUGUUAUGGACCACUGGUGGACUGCAUCAAACAUGCUAUUGGGCAUGAGCACGAAGUCUUGCUGCGAGAAAUGCUUUUGGAAAAAAACCUCUCUUUCAUAGCUGAAGAUCAGCUUCGUGCAAAGGGUUAUGACAAAACACCAGACUUUAUUUUAGAAGUACCAGUAGCUGUGGAAGGACACAUAAUUCAUUGGAUUGAAAGCAAAGCCUCAUUUGGUGAUGAAAGUAGCCACCAAGCCUACUUACAGGACCAGUUUUGGAGCUACUGGAACAGAUUUGGCCCUGGAUUAGUCAUCUACUGGUACGGAUUUAUUGAAGAGCUGGACUGCCAUCGUGAACGUGGCAUCCUGCUAAAAGACUGCUUCCCUACUGACAUUGUGACUCUGCGCCACAGCACGGCUCAGCGCUGAUGUUGGGAGGAAGAGGUACUGAGCGAAUUUCUGGCACAUUGAAGUCCAAAAGAACAACGUGCAGGAGUUUUCUAUGUGAGUUAUUUCUGAAGGAUUUCGCCAUCCUGGUAUUCAAGAAGAGGAAUUUUAAAAAAAUGAUAAAACAGUGCUUCAUACUGGAUCAGUUUCACAAGACAAAUAAAGCACACAAAUGGACAGAAGUUUCCUGUGUACUUGUUUCCUUGCAAGAGCCUUGUUUUUCUCUUCUUAGAACCACCAAGAUCAGAAGUUCAUUGAGGUGGGUGUUAGCCCUUCUUGAAGUUUUGAGUUCAGUCUCUUCUUUUUCCAUCCACAUUGCCAUUCAGAAGGGCAAGAUUGGGUCUCAGGUUUGUGCUCUCAGAUGUUUUUAUUAAGACAGUGGCAUAUUGGGCUUGGCACACUUCAGUACUCUUUUCUUUGCUAACUAUUACUCAAGAAAGGACAAAAUAUUUUAAAAUGUCAGUGAGAGAUUUGCCUGUAUGCUCAUCAUGUUCAGAUUUUCUGUGAAAAGCUGUGGAUUCUGUUGUAGAAAUUAAGGUCUGAUAACAGUCUCCCUAAAGCACAAGUUGAUGAUCUUUUCCAGAAAGAAAGGGUCUGUAAAACAUUAUGGUGCAUAGUCAUCACCUUUUUUUUUAGUUGAAAGUUUAGUGAUAUUUUGUGCGCCUGUAUGAUUUUCAAAAAUCAUCUGCAGACUUUCUACAGUCUUGCUUCAAGUGGAAAGGAUAUUAAAACUACUAUCCAGGAGUUUUCCAGCUGUAGUUUUUGGAUGUAUACACAGUAUUUUUUUAUUUUUAGUUUUCACCUUAACACUUUCUGGUAAGUUUCAGACAGGAAUUUAUCAUUUUGACAAAUCUUUCAUUUUCAAGGAAGAAUAUCUUUAAUCUUCUGGUGUUCCUUGCUGCAGAGAUAAACUAGUAUAGCUUUACUAUAGUGAGUAAUUUUUGUAUAGACAUACUUUCCUGGGUUUGAAUAUGCUGUAGUGAAGAGAUUUAUUUUUAAGAAAUAUUCAAACGCCUGUAACUCAUUUGCAUUCAAAUAUUUAAGGUAUUGUGCUGAGCUUAUUUUACCUGACCAGCUGUAAGGAUCUGCCCAUAAAGAUACACAAAAGCAAUCUGUGAAUGUACCUGCACGAUGCUACACACAGUCUACAUUUAGGGUGUUAAUUCCCCUGGGACUUUUAACUAUGGUUUAGGUUAGGAGAAUGUGUAAAAUCAAGAAGGGAAUAAAAAAGAAGAAAUAACUGAACAUUAUCAUAGUGGGAAAUUCAGAAGUAAUGGUUGUCUGAACGAAAUGGGUUUUAAAGGCAAAUAGAAUUUGUUUUAGCUACUGCAUAUGCUUUCUGUUGUAUGAAAUCAUUUAAAUCAGCUUUUACAUGAUACACUAAUGCUGCUUUUUCUUUUUGAAUAAAUUAAAUUUAUCUGCACAGAUGUUGAAAAUUCUGCUAACCUUCAUCAAAGCUUUGCUUUAUCUGUUUUUACAUUAAACAAAUUUAUGUGGAGACACAGAGAUAAAUCAGUUUAGGCUUAUAUUUGUUUAUUUAUUCUUCUACCUAAUGCUGUGACAUAACAGGUUGGAAAGCAGUACAGCUGUCUUUAAUCAGAGUUUUGAACUCAUCUUCAUAUACUGCCCACUUAAAGAAUCUGUAUUAAAAUGAGAAUGAAAUUAGCCACAAAAGUCUAUAUACUGUACCAAUUUCAUUGCAUGCUAUCAAAAAAGCUUUGCUACUACAAAAACUAUGCUGUGUCACUAUUUUAAAUGCUGCAAGCAAAACAUAAAAAAUUAGCACUGUUUUGUUAUUACUACUUGUGUACUGCAAAAAAAAACCCCAAAACUAAUUGGCUAUUUUCUUUCUUUAUCAGAUGUAAACAUCAAUUUUAAUAUUAAAGAGGAGGCACA
Molecule: messenger RNA, 2937 nt
Organism: Parus major (Great Tit)
Lineage: Eukaryota; Metazoa; Chordata; Aves; Passeriformes; Paridae
Gene: CDIN1
Product: CDAN1 interacting nuclease 1
Exons: 12
Coding region: 172-1023 (283 amino acids)
Biological process (GO): erythrocyte differentiation
Cellular component (GO): cytoplasm; nucleus
Source: RefSeq, a predicted model, not a curated record